Dimorphilus gyrociliatus is the source of this 8144-nucleotide messenger RNA. The record is from the annotation of a GenBank genome assembly. NCBI's taxonomy places the organism in Eukaryota, Metazoa, Annelida, Polychaeta, Dinophilidae.
GGUAUUCUAUGUUGUGAGGUGUCCAAUAUUCUCCAUUUUUGUCAGAUGUGGUAGGAAAUUUGCAGAUUGUUUCUGAUUUAUGACAUCUCUUCUUGAUAAAAAGGCAUAAUGUUUAAAAAAUUAAAGCAAAAAGUGCAGGAAGGAGUGAAUACUGGUAGUCAGAUUCUCCAACAAAGUAAAAAUAACAUUUUAAACAGGGAUAUUUCUGCCAGUCAGGAAAAGAUCUCUGAAAGACAAUAUGAUCAAGUUUCAAAAGAACAAAGUAGCACCCAUGGCCCUUUAAUCAACAUAGGGGAUACAUCUCAGCAUUCUGUAGAUUCUAACCCAGCAAUACCCCAGCAAAAUCAUCCUGAUGGGGAUCUUGUUGAAUUGAAUGAACCACCAGCAACUUUGGAUUUGAGUGGACAGAAUUAUUUUGCAGAUAGUGAUGUGAGUUUUCUAACGACUGACGAAAAAAAGGCGCAAAUACCUCGUUCAAGAACCGAUUCAAUUUCGUCGCAAGCUUCUGACCAAUUUUUCGGUAUUCCUAUUUCUCCGUUCACCCAUACACACAUGCCUUUAGCCAGUGAUGUUGAAAGCACCGCAAGUGAGAUUGAUGAUUCUUCUGUGAAGAGUUUCGGAACGUUAAGUAAAGAACAAAUAUUGAAUAAUUAUGCGAAAAUUGUAAAGAGAUGCGAAAAAUAUAAAAUAAGAUUUAAACGACUAGCUGAAGCUUAUCGAGAAACAGAAAAGGAACGGGAAAAAUUACAAAAUGUACUCACUGCUUCACAAGAUAAGGCAAUCAGAAAAAUAUCAGAAUUUAAAGAACAAGCAAAACUAGACGCUCUAGCCAAACGAGAUAUACAACAAAAUUAUGAACUACUGUUAGAAGAAAAAGAUGAAUAUAUCUUUGUUUUAAAAACUCAGAUUGGACUAUUAAAGGAAGGACAAUCAAUUCCUGAUGAUUUGCAAGCUAAAACUGAGUCAGUUGAGAAGUCGACGGCAGUGAAAGAAGAAAAAGCUAAAUCUCUUAUGAGUGGGUCAGAACAAGCAGCUGAUGUAUCCUUGAAAGAAUAUUCUGAUAGAGUGAAAAAAUUGGAGAAUUUAUUGGGAAAAUGUAAAGAAACCAUACAGCAAAAACGAGUGGAAUGCGCUCGGUUAAAUCAAGAUAAAGAAGAUAUUGAAAAUAAACUACGAACUCUUCAAGAAGAAAAUGAACAAUUAAGAGUUUGUGAAGUUGACACGAAGAAAAAAGUUCAAAAGCAGUUAUUAGAUGCUCGUCAGAUAAUGGAAGAAUUGGAAAGUAGUAAGGCAAUGGCAGUUGCUGAAGUAAAAGCCGAAUUACACUCUCAACUACAGAUCACUGAUGAAGAAUUAUCGAAAACAAGGGAAACUUUUAAAAUUGCACAAAAAGAAAUUGAGAAUUUACAGGAAGCGAACUCCAAAUUAAAGCAGUCAUUCACAGAACAGUUGGAAAAAGCAAAAUCUAUAAUAUCUCGACUAAAGAAUGAAAAAGCUCAGUUGAAGGAGGAUUUGCAGACAAGACUUGAGACAUCUGAACACUCUUUAGACGAAGAAAAAGAAACUGUAGUACAUGAACUGAAAAGAGCGAAAACACAAGCUUUGGAAGUGAUGCAAAGUGAACAUGAUGAACAAAUAAAAAUAAUGAAAGAUUGCCAUAAUAAGGAACUGAAUGAAUUAAGAGAAAAAUUGACUGAAGAAUUUAAUGAAAGAGAUAUAUUAAAUCAAAAGCAGUUGGAGGAAGCAAAGCUUCAAAUUGAAAAAGCCAUUCAAAACAAACAGGAUGAACUUAGUAAAUUGUUAAUUGAGAAGGACGAAGAAUGUAGAAGAAUGUUACUUGAAAAAAAUGAUGAAAUGAGGCUAGCACUUGAAGAGAGGGAAUUGCGAAAAAUGGCUGUUGUAUCCAAACAAGAUGAAGAAAACGAUGUUCUGAGUGCAAAAAUAGCUCAUUUAGAAACGACUAACUUACAGCUAGAACAAGAUAUGAAUGAUUUGAAAGAAAAGCAUAAACUCGAAAUUGAAAAAUUUGUUUUCAAAAUUGAAGAAAAUGCUACACGAAAAGCGGAAGAUUUAUUAGAAGUAAACAGAAAGCAUGAAGAGGAACUAGAAAAUUCUAAGAGGUCGAUCGAAGAGAGUUUUGAACUGAAAUUUAUGGAAAUGGGACAGAGUAGAAAAGAUGAAAUAGACACUUUAGUGGCAAAAUACGAAGAAUUACUCAGAAAUAAUUCAUCUGAAUUGGAUAAUGACUAUGGAAAGCAGAUGGAGAUACUGAAAACUCAAAAUAAUCAAGCACUUGGCGAACUGCAAUCAUCUCUCAAUCAAUCUUCACGAAGAGUGAAUGAAUUAAUCAGUGAAAACGAAGAACUAAAGGAGAAAAUAAAAACAAAUGAGCAUGACUUAGAAGAGACAGUGGAAAAACAUUCAAGUGUCUUAUCCAGUUUGAACGAAAAACUUCGAAGUAGCUCGGAAGAUUAUGAAAAGUUAAUGAAAGAAUAUAAUAAUUUACAAUCUCAGCACAAAGAAAAAUUAGAUGAAUUAAAUUCCAAUAUACAAGAGCAUGUUACGACUAAUGAAAAGUUAAGAAACACUGUUUCAGAGUUGGAAAAUAAUUGCAAAGAUUUGCUAACAUCUUUAGAAGAUAAAUCUAAACAAUUCGAAGCAAAAUUAAAUAAUGCUAAUGAACAAUGGGAAAAGAAGUUGGAAAAUGAACUACAAAUUCUGCAGAAUGAGUGCAGAAGAAAAGUAGAUGCUUUAGAAAUACAACAGCGCGAAAGCGAAGAAAACGUAAAUAAUGAAUUAAGUAAUAAGCUUUCUGAAGCUAAUGCAACUAUUAGUGGCCUAGAAAAAGAUGUUUUAUCGGAGAAGGAGAAUAGUGAGGUCUUAAGAUGUGAGAUCGAAAAUUUCAAACAAGCUGAAAAUUCCCACAAAGAAAUCAUCAAUGAUUUAAAGCUUCGACUUCAAGAUUAUGAUGACAACUUAGAAAGUGAAAGAAAAAAACUGGCUGAAAUGUUAGAAGAAUUAGCAGCUAUGUCCGAUAAUGAAAAUUUACUGAAACAAAAACUAGAGUCUAAUGAAGAGGAAUAUAAGCAAAAAUUAAAUGAAAUUGAAAUGCAAAGGUCUAAAGAAGUAGAAAAUCUGAAUAAUUGUAUAUCUGAAAACCAGAAAGCCCUACAUGAUGUACUUGAAGAACUGAAUGAUAGUAAAAGUCGCCUAGAAAGCUUUGAAAUUAAAAUUAAUGAAUUAGCAACCGAAAAUGAGAAAUUAGUCGAUCAUGCCCAGGUUAAAGACAAAGAAAUUGAAAAAAAUAGUGCAGAAAUCUCUGAAAAGGUUCGACUACUGGAAUCAACUUUGGAAACUAGAGAGGAAGAAGUUUUAAGAUAUCAGAAAGAAAAGGAGGAUCAAACUAAGACUCUUGAAUCUGCCAAUGAUCGCUUAAAAACUCUUGAAGAAAGUUUGACUAGUUGGAAGACGGCUGCUGAACAAAAGGAAGGAGAACAAGGUUCUCUCUUAGAAAGGCUAUCAGAGCUCGAGCAAUAUCAAGCAGAUUCUAAAGAAGAUUUUGAAAUAAAACUGGCAGAGAUCCAGUCCGAAAAAGAAGCAAAGGAAGUUCUCCUUAAAGACUUGUAUGUGCAAUUAAACGACUCAAAUAAAGAAAUGUUGGAAAAGAACACUAAGAUUGACCAACUUGAAAGUAAAGUUAGAGAUUUUGGUUCACAUUUGGAACUGCAAGCAUCUCAGCAAAAAGAGAGAAUAGUUGAAGUAGAAAAGGUUAUAACAGAGCGCAAUGAAACAGUGAAAUGUUUAGAAAAUGAGUUAAAAAAAAAGCAAGAGGAAAUCACCAAUUUGCUAUCAAUGAUUCAGACUUAUGAAGAAAAUAUCAAAGAAGUUGAAAGCCUUAAAAAUGAUACAGAAAAAGAAAGAGAAGAUAUUAUUAAAGAAUAUCAAAAUCAUAUUGAAAAUUUACAAGUAAAAUUACAACAAGAGGAACAUAAUAUGAUUCAGUUUAAGGAUAGUGUUAAAAAACAGUUUGAACAAAAUCAAACACGUGUAAAAGAAACCAUUGCAAAGAUGAAGAAAAAGUCUGACGAAGAAAUAGCUGAUAGGGACGAAAUUCAUCAAAGGAAAAUUGAGCGUUUCAACAAAGAAAAACAAAAAGAGAUUGACGAAGCAGUUCGAACAGUAAAGAAAUCCGUUGAAGAUGAAUUAAAUUUUCUAAAAGCAGAUUUAGAAUCAUCUAGAAUUAAGAGUAGUGAAUUGUCUGCCCAAUGGCAAUCUGAGAAACAGGCCCUUUUAAGUUGCUCAGAUAGUGUUCGAGGCGAAAUUGCUAUACUGACGGAAGAGAAGAAGCAAUUAGAAAAGGAAAUCGAUGAUUUAAAUAAAACGAUAAAGGAUUUUGACUCAUCAGAGUCAAAUUACAAAACGACAAUUGAUGAUCUUAACAACCAAAUCGAAGUGCUUAAAAAUGAUUUUACGGACAAACUGGAUAAAGUUAAAGAGAAGCAAUCGAAAGACUUGGAGGAAUUGACAAAGUCCCAUUCUUUAGAACUGGAGGAAAUACGAAAAGAACAAGAUAAAGCCGUAGAGUCAUCAUCCAAUGCUGAAGUAAAAUUUCAAAAGCAAUUCCAAGAGUUGAAGGAAAAAGCCAAAUCGAAGUUAUUAGAUAUGAAAAGAAGCCAAGAGGCUAAAGAAGCUGACUACAAUAUAAAAUUAUCGGAACUUGAAUCGAAAUUACAAGAACAAAAAACGAACUCAGCUGAUCUUGAAAAUAAACUAGAAAAAACGAGCCAUGAGUUUAAGGAAGUUACUGUUAAGUAUGAAGAAACUGAAACACGGUUGAGAGAAAUGACAGAAAAUGAUUCUACUUUGCAAAAUCGAUUGUCGGAAUUGAAAGAUAAGCUGCAAAUUGUAACAGAGAAAUUAGAAAUUGUUACUGAAAAUGAAAAGCAAUUCAAAAUGAGAGAAAACGAAUUAGAAUUGGCCUUGCAAGAUAAAAAGAGAGAAAUUGAACUUAUUUCUGAAACUUUAAACACUAGGCAAUCUGAAGAAAACGAAUAUGAAAAAUUAAGAGGCGAAAUUGAACAAAAAAAUGUUAGUUUACAAGAUCUACAAAUUGAGAUAGAAAAUCUAAAAAAAUCAUUGUUAGAAGCAAAUACUCACAACAAUGAACUGGUUAAUGCCGAAAAAGCCAAAUUAUCAUCUAUCAAAGAUUCGACUCAGGAAAAAAUUAAGAAACUUCAAAAGAAUUUGUCAGAAAAGGACGAUCGUUUAGAAGAAUUUAAGGAAACCUUAUCGCAAAUGAGGCUUCAAUUUGACAGAGAAAGAGAAUUGAAUGAAAAAUUAAAAGCAAAUUAUGAAAAUGAAAAACAAGAGUAUCUCAAUAAACUAGAAAUUUUUAACAAUGAAGCUGAAAAAGUAUUGUCAGAAAAAGAACAAAUGUGCGUGGAGCUAAAACAAGUAACUGAUCGUGCGGAAGCUCUAGAUGAAAAAGUCAAAGAAUACGAAGAACAUAUAAAGGAGACCAAUGAAAAAUUAUUGUCAAUGGAGUCCGAAUUAUCAGAGCAUAAAACAGCAGGAUCAGAAGCAGCAGAAGCGUCUCAACAUACUGUCGUAAAACUAAAGUCAUUAGUUAAACAGUUAAAAUCUGAGAAUGAAAGAACAGAGAAACAAGUAGAAAUUUUGAAGAAAGAACAUGAAUCAGCCAUCCAAAAACUCAUGCGAGAAAAUGAAGAACAAGUAGAAGAUAUGAAGAACGAGUGUAGCAGCCAAUUAAAAAUGAUUUUGAAAGAAUACAAUUCACAAUUGGAUCAAAAGGAGAACGAAUUCCAAGAAAAUUAUGGAAAAACUAUAGAAAACUCACAGUUAGAGCAAGAAAAAUUGCAGAGAGAGCAUUUACAAGAAGUCGAUGAUUUACACAAGGAGCUUAAUGAAAAAGAUAAAAGAAUGGAAGAAAUGUUUAAUGAACAUGAGCUGCAAUUACAAAUGAGAGAUGAUGAAUUUGAAGAAAAGAUGCAAGGAACCGAAAAACGUAUUUCAGAUUUAGAAAAUGCUAUCGGAGUUAAAGAACAGGAAAUAAAUUUGUUAAAACUAUCUAAUAUGAAGGCUCUAUCAGAGAAAGAUCAAGAAGUUACAGACAUAAGAAAUCAACUAGAAAUUAUUAAAAUGCGCCUAGAAGGAUCGGAAACAGAAAGUUCUCUAUUAGAAAAUCCAGAGGGAACCCCAGAACACAACUUAGAAGUCGAAAAUAUGAAUUUACACGCAAAAGUUAGACAUUAUCAAGGUGAACUUGCUCAAUUAAAACUAAAAGAAAAAGGCAUAAUUCAACAAGGUAGCGAUUUGCCCUCUGCUCUAAAUCAUCAAGCUUAUUUUUCGAAUGAGCCAGUCCUUACUGAACAAACAAAGAUGGAAUAUAUGCGCAAUGUUUUGUAUGAAUAUAUGAUGGGAUCUCACACCAAAACCCUAUCAAAAGUUCUUUGUGAGUUAUUGCAUUUCUCCAAAGAGCAAACAAGAAAAGUUGUAGAGAAAGAAGAGUCUCGAUCAAUAGUAAGUCAUUAAGUUUUUACAUAUUCCGCAAGGUUAAGCUAAUUGUCAAACAAACAAAACAAAAAUAUUUUAAAAAAUCUGUAAUUAUUUUACUAGACCUAAAAUGUUUUGACUGGAUCGAUUUAGGACAUUGGUGAGUUAAUUGGGUCGGGAUUACACGAAUAAAUGAUUGAUUAAAGAUUGCAUAGAACACAUUUUAUAAUUUAUUUGGUAGUGGGUUCUAAUGGCAAUUUAUUAGGAUAUUAGUUGCGAUUUUUUCUAUAAAAAUACUUUGAAAGCGUAAAAAAAACCGCUACUGUUGUGUUGUUCCACUCGUACUACUCCUUCAGAGCAUCUUCGCGCCUUUCGGCUUUGGAUCAACACCAGUGUUGUCACCUCAGCCGUCAUCAUUGUCGUCAUCCUCGCACACCGCUAGUCCUCCAUCUUCGCCGAUACGGCGAAAGGAAAGAAAAAACGUCAACCCUGUUUUCGUGUAGUCUUUCCUGGUGAGGUUGCUGGUUUGAUAUACCAUUAUAUUAUCCAUUUUCCCAACAUACUAUCUGUUGAGUAAAUAUUAUUUCUAUUGUUAAGAAAAAAACACUAGAACUAUUACAAAAAUGUCUAAUAUAAUACAUACAAAAACCAUCUUUGAUAGUGUUAGGAAUCCUCAAUAUAUUUUUGAUCGAAAAAGGAAAUUACCCACCUCAAAUAAUUCAAUCAUAAACAAAUAUGGAAAUUCAAUUAAAUUCAAAUUUUUAAUCCAUCAGGGAUUAUUGUUUACAUAUUAUUUCAAGAUGAUUUAAGAUCGUAAAUAAAAAGAAACAUAGCAGCAUGCAUCUUCUGUUUGGUUAAGCAAUAAUUUAGAAAGGUGCAAAUCGUUUUGUUGCUGUAUAUUGAAAACAGACACUAACACAUAAAAUAUCUAUCAUUUGAAUCUGGUUUAUUCUAGCCAGAUGAAAUAGAAUAAGUUUUAAUUGUGUAUUAUAUUAGCACAUAACUAUCUAAAUCAUAUUUAUACAUAGAUUUUAUGUAUGUAUAAAUAAGAACUUGAGACUUUUCCGUUUUUCUACUCUUCUUAUACUUUUUCACCUGCUUGAUAUCGUUUAUAUCUUUUAUUUUCACAUUGCUGUAUUAUUCAAUACCUGCACUCACCUACCCCCACCCCCCUUUCCGCUCCAUCUCGAAUUAAACAAACUAGGUAACCGUGUUUUUUUCAUUAUGCUUGUUUUUUUACAACCUUCAAACAUAUUUCGGAUAAUCUAUAUAAACUUGAAUAACAUAACUUAGAUAAAUUUUCUCUUUGAACAGGUUUGGGGAAUGACUAGUAGCCCUUUGAAAUUUUCAACACAAUCCUCUAAUAGAUGAUGGUUGGCUUAGAUGUUGGCGAACGAUGGAUAUCUUGUUUACUUUUCUUUUUUGCGGUGCUUGUUCAACAUUCCGUUUAUUUAAAAUAAUUUAACAUUUGCAUUAUUUAUAAAAUUAAAUUUAGCAAUUUACAAUUAUUCACAUCCAAUGAAACUACAACUGAUUGAGUAACAUACUGCCUAAUAAUAAAUACAAAAUCUAAUAUAUAUAUACAGUAUAUAUAUAUAUAUUUGUAUAUAGUAAAAUUGAAUAAACAUACU